Molecule: messenger RNA, 291 nt
Organism: Tachyglossus aculeatus (Australian echidna)
Lineage: Eukaryota; Metazoa; Chordata; Mammalia; Monotremata; Tachyglossidae
Product: NPC intracellular cholesterol transporter 2-like
Exons: 2
Coding region: 1-291 (96 amino acids)
Biological process (GO): intracellular cholesterol transport; cholesterol efflux
Molecular function (GO): cholesterol binding
Source: RefSeq, a predicted model, not a curated record
AUGAUCCAGUUCCACAAAGGAGAGUCCUACAGCGUCAGCGUCACCUUCACCAGCAACACCCAGUCUCAGAACAGCACGGCGUUGGUUCACGGCCUGGUGCUUGGCGUCUUGGUGCCCUUCCCCAUCCCCGAGCCCGACGGCUGUAAGAGCGGCAUCAACUGCCCCAUUAAAAAGAGUAAAACCUACAACUACCUGAACAAGCUGCCCGUCAAGAGCAAAUAUCCCAGUGACCAACUGCCCGACCAGGCUGUCAGCUGUUUCCCUGAACAGCCUCCUUCAAAACAGAUUUAG